Messenger RNA from Chionomys nivalis (European snow vole), 1242 nucleotides. It is a transcript of the gene Cutc, whose product is annotated as cutC copper transporter. Lineage: Eukaryota; Metazoa; Chordata; Mammalia; Rodentia; Cricetidae. Bases 127 to 945 code for a protein of 272 amino acids. Gene Ontology annotation, molecular function: copper ion binding. The transcript is spliced from 9 exons. The record is from RefSeq and is a predicted model, not a curated record.
UGGCCACUGCACUUGCGCCUACGACUCUACGGGGCGCGGGCGUCGGGAACGCGCCUCCUCCGUGGCUCGCGCAGCCGCGGGGACUCCGUGGAAACCGUAGGCGAGCGAGGGAGGAAGGCGGGAGGCAUGAAGAAAGGGGCUUCCUGCGAGCGGAAACCGGCGUGGAUGCCGUCGGGGAAGGCGGGAGCACCAAAUGGAUUUCUUAUGGAAGUGUGUGUAGACUCGGUGGAGUCGGCCAUGAAUGCAGAAAGAGGAGGUGCUGGUCGGAUUGAACUAUGUGCUGGCUUAUUGGAGGGAGGAACCACACCCAGCAUGGGUAUUCUUCAAGUAGUAAAACAAAGUGUCCAGAUUCCAGUUUUUGUCAUGAUUCGACCACGGGGAGGUGAUUUUUUAUAUUCAGAUCGUGAAAUUGAAGUGAUGAAGGCUGACAUUCGUCUUGCCAAGCUUUAUGGUGCUGAUGGCUUGGUAUUUGGGGCAUUGACUGAAGAUGGACACAUUGACAAAGAGCUGUGCAUGUCUCUUGUGGCUCUCUGCCGUCCUCUGCCAGUCACUUUUCACCGAGCCUUUGAUAUGGUUCAUGAUCCAAUGGCAGCUCUGGAGACCCUCCUGACUUUGGGAUUUGAACGUGUUUUGACCAGCGGAUGUGACAGUUCAGCACUUGAAGGACUGCCUCUAAUAAAGCAACUCAUAGAUGAGGCAAAAGGCAGGAUUGUGGUGAUGCCAGGAGGUGGCAUAACAGAUAAAAAUCUGCAGAGGAUUCUUGAGGGUUCAGGUGCUACAGAAUUCCACUGUUCUGCUCGAUCUUCUCGAGACUCAGGAAUGAAGUUCCGAAAUUCCUCUGUUGCAAUGGGAGCUUCACUUGCUCAUUCAGAAUAUUCUCUAAAGGUAACAGAUGUGACAAAAGUAAGGACUUUGUAUGCUAUUGCAAGGGAUAUCCUAGCUUAACUUCUCCCAGAGACGUGGAAUCACACUGUGAAGACUGAAGCAGAACCUUCAAUUCUCCACAUGGCCAUGGAGUGUGUUUCCAAGAAGAAAAAGAAAUUGGAACAGCAAUGUAAUCCUUUUCUCUGCCAGUCAUUGCUGUCAUGGUGGCUAAAUUUAGCCUGUGCUUCUUCCUCAGGGAAUCCACUGAUAAACUGGCAAAGGUCAACUCUAAGGUAUGAAAUCAGAUUUGGUGGAGAGUCAGUUUAGUCCACUUUUUUUGCAUUUUCAUUUGUAAAAUAAAAAUCCUCAUUCUGUUGU